AUGAAUUCGUUAUUCCCAUUUGCUCAUGGAAUGCUCUUAUUAAAGUUUCCAGGGGUGGGGGAGAGAGAGGAGGAGGAGGGGGAUGGAGGAGCGAUCUCGUCAAGCUGUGGAUGUACAGCUUGUCCAUGCUCUCCCCCGGUCCACCAACCUCCUCGACCAAUUCAUCCAACUGUCGUGCAACCUCUUCAGUCGAAUCCUCAGCAGUACAUAUACUCGUCUCCAGUACCCAAGGAUCCAUUCAGUAUGCCUAUCGAUGAAGGCGCACUGCCUGAGUCACCUCCUUAUUUGUUAUUCACUCCAAAAGCAGAGAUUGAGGAACCUCGCUCAUACAUCAAUGAGCCCACAAGAUUAUCUGCCACGGCAGGAGAAAUCCCGCAAUUAUCGCCGACUGCACGUAUUUUUACUGAAUUAGAGAAACCAUUAUCGUCAAAAAGAAUACCCAUAAACUCUGGAAGGAGCGCGUAUGAAACACCAUACCCUGCCCCACCAUCGAGAGCUCCCACGAAAGAUGCUCGUAUCGAAAUUGUCGUCCCCAUGACUACUUCAUUCACCUAUGCUGAGGCUGGAAAAGAGUUUCAAACUGCAAUCAGGCCCACAACGGUAGAGUCGUCCAUCGACCAGAAGACGCCAUCUCAGCCGGGAUAUGUACCUCCAAACGUAGAGCCUCGGGGUCCAAUCCCUCCUGCCAAUCACGCUGAUGUCGCGGAACAAGCAAUAUCACCUUAUGCCGCUGAAGGUAAAAUCUUUCACGGUUUUUUUUGA
Strongylus vulgaris is the source of this 762-nucleotide messenger RNA. The record is from the annotation of a GenBank genome assembly. NCBI's taxonomy places the organism in Eukaryota, Metazoa, Nematoda, Chromadorea, Rhabditida, Strongylidae.